This is a messenger RNA of Bursaphelenchus xylophilus (pine wood nematode), 7931 nucleotides long. Lineage: Eukaryota; Metazoa; Nematoda; Chromadorea; Rhabditida; Aphelenchoididae. The record is from the annotation of a GenBank genome assembly.
AUGCGGAGAUCAACUUGGGCGCGAAUAAGCCCAUUGAUAUUGUUACUUGUUUUCCUUCACAAUUCCCAUGCCGCCACGGUCAUCUCGUACCCAGAGCAUCAGGUGUGGUCCUAUCUCAGGGAGGUGCCCAGGUCGAAUGUGUCGGCCAAAUGCGCCAGUUCGUUGGAUAAGGUGAGAUAUUUGUGCUUGAAAUUAAAGUUUUUUUAAAAAAAAAUGCGGUUUAUGACAUUAUUUUUGGUAAAAGUUCCUUAUUUUGGCCACAACUUAUAGCUUUGCGGAAACUGGUCGGAAUUAGCCCAAAUUUAGCGUGCACGCUCAAUUCAUCGUUGUCAAUGCCCGGACAGUGGAUUUAGUUAGUGAGGUACCUUCUUUUUUACGUACCACCUUACCCUUCAAAAACGGCUGCAGCCUGUGAUUUUACACUUUAUACGAUGAAACAUGUCCGGAACUAAACUUAUUGCCUCCGUAUGGAACUAAAUGAGUCGUCACAGCCUUCGUAGGUACCCUCAAAACUAUAGAGCUAUUAUAGUAAUUCAGUGAAAGCAAGGUCGAAGCGUUUUUUCCUAACUUUAGUGCCCAAGCUUGGGCGCAGUUCGCGGAGUAGCUUUGUUGUGGCCAAAAUAAUUGCCUUAUUUUUAUAUUUUUUGCAAAAAUUUUGAAAAAUCAAAAUUUUGAAAAUUUAAUUAUUUGACAAUUUAAAAAAAUAUCAUCAGUCUGUCGGGAAAAUAAUGAGCACUAUGUCGCAGCAAAAGUCGCAUCGCCGCCGAGAAAAUGAAUCGUAUCCCGGAAAAUUUGCUUUUAACUCGCGAUUAGCACAGAAACAUUGUGUUCAUUAUUUUCCCGACAGAUUUAUGAUUAAAUUAGGCUAAAAAGGUAAAAUACGAUUUCUUGAAUUUAUUCUGAUUUUUAGUCUCUUUUUCAGCUCAAUUUUUGCCAUCAACGGCUAAAAAUUAUAAAAACGAUUUUUUUUAUUUUUAUUUUUUUCGAUUUUUGACAAAUUUGGUAUUCCUAAAUGAGGUUCAGAGUAAAAUACCAGGCAAAAUUAGUUUGAUAUUGAAAUAUAGGUCGUUUUUUGGCGUCCGAAUUUUUUUUAUAUUUUUUUUUUGACCUUUCAUUUUUUUGCUAGUUUGACUAAAACAGUUAUUAAAAAAAGAAGUGUAAAAUACGUUGCAGUUUGGACACUCUUCAAAAUUAUUAAAAAGAGAUCUAAACACAGACUUUUUCAAUUUUCCUAUUAUUUGUCUUUUUUUAUGAAAUUUUUAAAAGUUUUUUUCCGUCUAGCCAUUUUUUCACCUCCGAAAUACCGAUCCUAGACUACACAACUCUCCCAAUUUUGCUUCAUCUCUGUCGUAUUCGCGGUUCAGACAAUAAUUUUGUUUUUCGAAUUCCGUCUGACCGUUAAGCCGCGCUGUCAAUCAUUAAUUAUUUGUUUUGUCAACGGCUGAUCGGAAUUUCGAUAACUACUUGGCUAGAGAACAUGUAUUUUAUCAACACUUUUUUAUUGCAUUUCAAAAUAACGAAGUGACGUUAUGAAAUUAUAACGAAAAAUUGCACAGUGCAGUAAAAAAAUUAAAAUAAAAAAAAGAUAAAUUUCAAUGUGAAUUAAAAAAAAUUUUUUUUUGCAUAUAUAAAGUUUUUAAGCUGUAAAAAAAUUGUUAAAUUUCAUUUUUAAAAUUUUCCGCACAGUGCGGCGAAAUUAGAGAUUUUAAUUUUUUGCACUGUGCAAUGCAAAAAUAAGACCAAAAAUGGGGUUGCACUGUGCGGACUUGAGAAAAAUUAUUUUCCACGAUGAUCUUUGAGCAUUCAGAAGGAAAUUUACUACCUUUCAUUUUUGCAAACUCCGCACAGUGCGACAAAUCAGUGAUAUGAAAUUUCUGCACGGUGCAAUGGAAAAAAAGACCAAAAAUGUUGAUUGCACUGUGCUAAAUUGAAAUUUAUUGUUUUUAAAAUACGGCGAUGCAUCACAUUUAUAAUAUAAACUUUGAUUUUUAUAAAAUUUUUUCGCAGGGUUUGGGAAAGACAUUGGAAUGCUUGCUGCACUGUGCAGUGCAAAAAUAAGCCUAAAAUUUGGGUUGCACAGUGCAAAAGUAGAUUUUUUUUGUCAUUGAUUUUGCACUGUGCAAAAAUACAAAUUGCAGUAAAAAAAUAAAAAAAAAUAAAAAAAAAUUUAAAAAAUUAAAAAAAAAAAAAAAUAGAAAAAAAAAUUUUUUUUAAAUUUUUUCAAAAUUAAUUUCGAAAUCCUUUCAGGAAAAAGGCAAAAUAAAAAAUAGAAAUAAAAAAAAAUAAAAAAUAUACAAAAAAUAGAAAAAAUUUUUUUAAAUUUUUUCAAAACUAAUUUCCAAAUCUCUUCAGGUCGAGACCUACCUUAGCGACAAAUCCACAUUAGAAGCUCAACGCUCCUUCUAUUCGCAGUCCUUCGGUACCGGCGAUGCCACCCAAUUCACAUCCCGAGACCAGGACCGAUGGAUUUAUCGGGCCUUCGAAUGUCUUCAGGCUGCUGGGGAGACCGCGUACAGUGCCUCGCAAUACCCCCUGCACUAUUGUUAUGGGUUCAACAAUGAGAAACGGGAGACUGCGUAUGGGAUUUGCAUUCCAAGCACUUGCGCCAAUGAUCGGCAAUUGGUGAGUUGAAGACUUUUUUAAUUUUUUUUUUUUAUUUUGAACGUUUUACGUGGUUUUCAAAAAUUUUUUUGAAUUUUUUUUAUUUUUUUUUGAUUUCUUGGGAGUUUGAAAAAGAUUUUAGGGAUCGUAAAAAAAUAAUUUUUUUUCAAAAGUUUUUAUGAAAAUUGUAACAAUUUUUUCAAAGUUUUUUGAAUAUGACUAAAAAAGUCAUUUUUACACGGCAUCUCGUAUUUUACAAAUUUCAAAAAAAAAUUUUUUUUUGAAAGGUUACAUAAAAAAAAUCAUCUUUUCGCGUAUUUUACAAAAUAAACUAAUUUGCCACAUUAUUUUUUUUUUAUUUUUACUUUUUAACAACAUUAUCCAUAUUUUACCAUCCUUUUUUUAUAUUUCUCUCUUUUUCAACUUCGUUUUUUCAGCUUCUAAAAGAAUGGCAAAAGUCCGCCUCCAAAGGAGAGGACGAUUUGUCCUUGGACUAUGAGGAUUGCACAAAAUCCCGGCAUGCCACUCAAUGGUACCAACAGAUCGUCCCAUUGGUCCAAUUUUCUUCCGACAUUUUCCUUUUCACAUUGGCUGGUCUGGCAACGCUGUACCAUAUCAAAAAGGGAGACAAGGCAAAGUGAGUUAAAAAAAAAAAAAAUAAAAAAUCCUGUAAAUUUUCAGCCAAAAUUAUAUCAAAAUCAAAAAAAAGAAUUUUAAUUUCUGAUUAAAAACUCUGUAUUAUUCAUGAAAUUACAAGGUAAAACUGCCAUUCAUACCCUAGAAAAUUCCAAUCUAACAGGGGAAGAACUCCAAGUGCGACGCUCAGAUUUUCUUUAAAUUUUGCACACAUGUCGGGUAUGGACCAAAUAUCAAUUCCUGAAAGUUUUAGCUCGCGCUUUCCGGGCGCCGCCGAGAUAUCGAACGAUUUUUGCCGCCGAGAGAGCACGCUAAACGUGGAGAGCGGUCAGAGAGAAAAGCGCUUUUUGGCCAUAACUUUGGCAGUUUCGUGCGGAAAAAUUUAAUUUUUUGUACUAGGCGGGCCAAAAAGUCUUGACAUGUUUUCGCACCGUGCGGGCGCAUGAAUUCGGUGUCGCGACGAGGUGUCGCGCGAUAAAACCUUUGGCGGGGUGCGAAUGAAGAACGCACUGUGCGUUGUUUCCCCCUUUCAAAACAAUCUUUUUUGCACUGUGCGGUGUCGCAUUGCACCGUAAAUUUUUCUUGUCGCCGCGCGACAAAUUGCAUGCACGACGGCGCACUGUGCAGACAUGUCAAGACUUUUUGGCCCGCCUAGUACAGUAGAAGUAGGCAUGAAAAUUUUCGUGCCGAAAUUCGGCAAAAAGUCCUAAAUUUUGGCCGACUUUCGAUCUAAAAAUCUGGGUUGUUUCUGCAAAGCGCGACCUAGCAUUCUCGCAUAUAUCUUACAAAAAAUUAUUCUAAAUUUGUGCCAAGUUUCAUCAAAAUCUGAGCGUCGCACUUGAAGUACUUCCCCUGUAAAUAAAAAAGAAUAAUGAUUUUUGUAACCAUCUCCUUCCAGAUCAAUCGAAACCCAAUUCCUCUUGGCCUUUUCGCUCAAGAAGAACCUCAAAAAGCUGGUCCAAAUGCCCAAGGACGCCCAGUCCACGAUCACCUGCAUGUUCGGCCUCCGCUUUCUCUCCAUGGUCUGGACGUUGGUCGGGCAUUCCUUCAUUUUUGUCCAAGCUUUCAUCGAAAAUGUGGACGAAUUCAAAGACGAUUUGGUGGAUAAUUUCUGGAAUCAAAUCAUCACCAACUUCACGCUGUCUGUUGAUGUGUUUUUGGUUCUUUCUGGAACGCUGACGGCGUAUUCGUGGUUCAAGAAAUGGCAGAAAAAUACGAGCGGUAAGGCAUUACUCUUCUUCACAAGCUGGAUUGAAAGUUUUCGGUAUUUUUUAUCUUGCGCAGUGCAGUGGAAAAAAAAUUUCGAUUUGCACAGUGCAUUAGCAAAAAUCUUGGCUUGCACAGUGCAGUAGACAGAAUUUUUGAAAUUGCACAGUGCGGAGAAAAAUUUUAAAAAAAUACUUUGAUUUGCACAGUGCAUUGGCAAAAAUCUUGGCUUGCACAGUGCGGAAAAAAGAAUUUUGAUUUGCACAGUGCAGUGGAGAAAAUUUUUUGGUUUGCACAGUGCGAAAAAAAAUUUAAAAAAAUACUUUGAUUUGCACAGUGCAUCGGUAAAAAUCUUGGUUUGCACAGUGCGGAAAAAAGAACUUUGACUUGCACAGUGCAGUGGAGAAAAAUUUUGUUUCGCACAGUGCAUUCUCAAAAAUUUUGGCUUGCACAGUGCGGAAAAAAGAAUUUUGAUUUGCACAGUGCAGUGGAGAAAAAUUUUUUUUUGCACAGUGCAGUAGACAGAAUUUUUGAAAUUGCACAGUGCGGAGAAUGAGCUUUUAUAUUUGCACAGUGCAGUGGAGAAAAUUUUUGUUUUGCACAGUGCAUUGGCAAAAAUCUUGGCUUGCACAGUGCGGAAAAAAGAAUUUUGAUUUGCACGGUGCAGUAGACAGAGUUUUUGAAAUUGCACAGUGCGGAAAAAAGAAUUUUGAUUUGCACAGUGCAGUGGAGAACAUUUUUUGGUUUGUACAGUGCGGAUAAUAAGCUUUUUUAUUUGCACAGUGCAGUGGAGAACAUUUUUUGGUUUGCACAGUGCGGAGGAUAAGCUUUUUUAUUUGCACAGUGCGGAAAAAAGAAUUUUGAUUUGCACAGUGCAAUACACAAAAUUUUUGAAAUUGCACAGUUUGGAGAAAAAUUUUUAAAAAAUACUUUGAUUUGCACAGUGCAUUGGUAAAAAUCUUGGCUUGCACAGUGCGGAAAAAAGAAUUUUGAUUUGCACGGUGCAGUAGACAGAGUUUUUGAAAUUGCACAGUGCGGAGAAUAAGCUUUUUAAUUUGCACAGUGCAGUGGAGAAAAUUUUUGGUUUGCACAGUGCAGUGGAGAAAAAUCUUGGCUUGCACAGUGCGGAAAAUAAGCUUUUUUAUCUGCACAGUGCGGGAAAAUGAAUUUUGAUUUGCACAGUGCAGUAGACAAAAUUUUUGAAAUUGCACAGUUCGGAGAAAAAUUUUUAAAAAAUACUUUGAUUUGCACAGUAAAAUGGAAAAAAAAUUGUGAAAUUGCACAGUGGACUGAUUUUUUUUUUGAUUUGCACAAAACAGAGGGUAUUUCGUACGAUCCUUCGCACAGUGCAAUGGACUAAUUUUUGAAUUUACAGAAUUUACAGAAUGCACAGUGCAAAAGAAAAAAAAAUUAUUUUUUGCACAGUGAAUUUGAAAAAAAAAAUAAAUUUUUUUCGCACUCUGCAAUGGCAUUUUUUUCUUUGUAAAAUACGAGAAGGUCGCUUUUUUCUUGAAUAAACGUAUUAUUGCUUAAAAUAUUAUAAAAUACGGUUGCAACGUGCAAAAAAUUCAAAUAUAAAAAAAAAAUCAAAUUUUGCACUGUGCAAUCAAGAAAAAACCAUUUUUGUAAAGUACGUCGUAUUUCAUGAAGUCUAUCUAUUUUUAAUUUCUUCCAUCUAUUUUUUAUAUCCUAAUCCCUCCAAUUUUUCAGAAAUUGAGCCCUCCUGGACGUCCUACGGCUUCUGGCUUCGCUUCUAUCGUCAUCGUAUUGUCCGCCUCUACCCUGCCUACGUCUACACCCUCAUAGCCGUUACAAUGCGAGUCUCGGUGACACAUUACCAUCCAAUGUGGCCUCCGACCGACCCAGCCGUCCAAUGUCCCAAGCAUUGGAUCGAAAAUAUCUUGUUCAUCAACUCGUUGACCGACAAUCGUUGCAUGCCGUGGACAUGGUACAUCGGCACCGAAUUUAUCUUCUAUCUUUUGGCUCCGAUCUUCCUGCUGACGCUGCGACGCAACCCAUCACUCGGUCUGGGCAUUUCGGUGGCCACUAUUGUCGUUUCGGCGGUUUUGAAUGUCAUUUGCAUGUUGAUCUACAACUUCCCACCAACACAAUUGCUGUGGAAACAACCAGCCAACUUCAAUCCGGACUUUAUUCUUCAUCAUUUGGUGAUCUACAUCAAGCCCUGGUAUCGAAUUGGCCCAUACAUUGUGGGCAUCUUGUUGGGCUACCAUCUGGCCGGCUACCAGGCGCAGACGCAGAAAAAAUCAAGAAGCCUGCGAUUCGUCCUCACUGGAUGGGCAAUUGCUGGAGCUAUGUUGUUCUGGGGAUUGUUUGGAGUCUACCCGGCGCUUCAAGGUAGGUCAAAUUUACUCUUACGUUGAGCUAUGGGGUGGAAUAUAAAACCUUUGAGAUUUGCACAGUGCAAAAGUAAAAUUUGAGAUGUUUGCACUGUGCAAUGAGGGUUAAUGAACUUUUUUGGCAUAUUUUCGUUUUUUAGAUACUCUGCAUAGUAAAAAACCCAAAAAAAAUUUUUUUUUGCGUCUGCACUGUGCGGUAGGAAAAUCGGAAAUUUUGCACAGUGCGGUCAAAAAACUCUUAAAUUUUUGCACAGUGCAGAAGGAAAAAUUGAUUUUUUGGAUCUUUAGCAAUAUAAUAGACGUUAGUUCUCUAAUUUUAUGUCGAAUUUUUCUUUUAUCAUAAUGCAAACACAAAAAAAUUUGGAACUUUCUCACUGCACAGUGCAAAGAAAAAAUUUUCUUUUUUUGCACCGUGCGACAGAAAAUUUUGGUUUUUUUGUGCUAUGAUUCACAGUAUGGCCAAAAUUUGUCUGGUCUUAAUUCUUUAGGCUUUUCUGCACCGUGCAAACCUCAAAACUUUUAGUUUUAUUUUUUGCACGGUGCAAAAAAAUAAUUUUUUUGGACAGCCCGCAAAAGCGUUGAGGACUAAAAAAAUCAAACAAAAAGUGUUGUAAAAUACGAUAUAUUAAGCAAAUAUUUGAUUUUUCAGGCUGGGACUGGCCCAUCUACCACAUUGUCUACGGCGCAACACAUCGCACCGUGUUCGCCCUGGGACUCUCCUGGCUGAUCUACGCUUGCCAUACCGGGCUUGGUGGACCCCUGAACAGCUUCCUCUCAUCUCGUUUCUUCCUUCCACUCUCCUCCCUCUCCUACUCCGUGUACUUGAUCCACAUGAUCCCCGUGGUGUUCACCUACCUCAUCGUCCCAUUCCCCCUGCAUUUCACCGCCAAAUGGAGGUACUUCAUCCAUUGCUUCAUACAGCUCUGCAUUUCGUACGUGUUCGGCACGCAAUGCACGUUGAUGGCGGAGCUGCCCGUUCUGAAUAUCGAGAGGAUCUUGCUGACUCGCGAUCGCAAAGCGACGCUCAAGCCGGUCCCUCAGAAUGAUUGCGAGCUGCAGCUGAAGCCGACGGAAGAGGGAAAGGGCUCGGCUCCGACCUCGCCGAGGGCCAUGUCGCCGAAUAAGACGUAG